[Torrubiella] hemipterigena is the source of this 2575-nucleotide messenger RNA. The record is from the annotation of a GenBank genome assembly. Lineage: Eukaryota; Fungi; Ascomycota; Sordariomycetes; Hypocreales; Clavicipitaceae.
CACGCGUCAGCCAAUCCCGUUCGACCUUUUCCCACAGCCAUAAUCUGCGUCUUUGGCUUGUCACCACACUCUUCCCCUCUCGCAACUGCCAUCAUCAUCGAUUCUCUGCCACGUUGCAUCAAUCAUCUUCCGCCAUCCUGUGCCAGCUCUCCCGGCUCCGGAAAUUAGCACAUCCCUUCAACAUCCUCUCUUUAUCCCCAAACUAUCGACCUCCCCUCAUAUGGUCCGACCUAGGGACCUCUUCCAACAAGCUUCACGAUGAAAGCCACGCCUCUCAUCAUCAAUUGGCACGAGCAGAACGCGCCUGUCUACUCGGUUCACUUUGAACCAGGAGGUAAAGGACGUCUGGCCACUGCUGGAGGAGACAACCACGUUCGCAUCUGGAAGGUGGACUCUGACGGGCCUGAACGCAAGGUGGAAUAUCUCUCUACUUUGUCAAAACACAACCAAGCAGUCAACGUCGUCCGAUGGGCUCCUAAAGGCGAGACACUAGCUUCUGCUGGUGACGAUGGCAAUGUCAUCCUCUGGGUGCCAAGUGAUGCGCCUGUGUCCAACUUCGGCUCCGAUGGCCUCGAUGAUAAAGAAUCAUGGCGUGCAAAGCAUAUGUGUCGGUCUAGCGGCGCCGAGAUUUAUGACCUUGCGUGGUCUCCUGAUGCGGUUCACUUUAUCAUUGGCAGCAUGGACAACAUUGCCCGCAUCUAUAAUGCCAACACAGGUAUUCUCGUCCGACAAAUUGCCGAACAUAGCCAUUAUGUCCAAGGCGUGACCUGGGAUCCCCUCAACGAGUAUAUCGCGACACAAUCCUCCGAUCGAUCCGUUCAUAUAUAUUCUCUCAAGACCAAGGAUGGUCAAUACACUUUAAGUCAUGACGAUAAGCCUAACAAAUUGGCCAGUCAUAAUAAAGCCGAUCUACCUCCACGAAGGAUAUCGUCGAGCAGCCCCGCUCCUCCGGACUUUGGCCAUCGAGCCCAGCUCGCUAUGAUUGACUCUAGCACCUCUGUUGGCUCACCUGUACCUUCCACUCCUGGUACACCAACCUCAUUUCCACUACCAAUGAAUCCGCCAAGUGUUGUUAGUCACAGUCGGCGAUCGUCGUUUUCUUCUAGGCGAUCGGCUUCCCCUGCGCCUUCACUUCCUCUUCCUGCGGUAAUGCCGAUGGAGGCCUCGCCCAAACCGCACUCUGGUUCGGCGGGAUUAGGUCUUGGAUUAGGCAUGAAGAAUGCUAGCCUCUACGCGAACGAAACCCUUACGUCGUUCUUCCGCAGACUCACCUUCACCCCUGAUGGAAGCUUGCUUCUCACUCCUUCGGGCCAAUACCAGAACCAGCAUCAGGCAGACAAAGAUGCGAAACCUACAUACGAGGUCAUCAACACAGUUUACAUUUAUACCCGCGGUGGUAUCAAUAAGCCACCAGUCGCGCAUCUUCCGGGGCACAAGAAGCCAUCAGUUGUCGUCAAAUGCUCGCCGAUAUACUACAGUCUUAGGGCCACUCCCUCGGAAACAAAGACGAUCGCAAUCGAUACGUCGGUUGCCACAGAAGAAAUUCCAUCUCUUCCUGAGCCGUUAUCGAAUCCACCUUCUCCUGCUCCAGUUAUGGAACCGCCGCCUAUACCUACACCAUCUAGCGAGGUAGCAGCCGCCAAACGGCUAACAGUGGAAACGAGCGCGACAACUGCUGGUCCCAAACCAGCGUUUUCCUUGCCGUACAGGAUGGUGUAUGCUGUUGCCACUCAAGACUCAGUCCUGUUAUAUGAUACGCAGCAGAAGACACCGAUUUGCGUAGUGAGCAACCUUCACUGCGCUACAUUCACAGACCUUGCGUGGUCCAGCGAUGGCUUGACCCUCUUCAUCUCCUCUUCAGACGGCUUCUGUUCCACCUUGUCAUUCCUACCCGGCGAGCUUGGUGAGAUUUUCAAAGGCGAAGUAGCUUCUUUAGCAAAACCACCUCAGUCAGCUACUAGCAAUUCCGUUCAAACUACACCUACGCCAACGCCAACGACGUCUUUUGCUCCGCCGUCGCCUUUCCCCAGUGGGCCGCAUCACCAACAUCGCAAUUCAGCCUCAUCAUUUACAGCACCCUCGCCGCCAGCAUCCGCAUCGAUGCAGCGACCCGCCUCUCCCACGCGAUCGAACUCGACCUCGUCAGUGGCGACGCAAUCUACCAUAGCUGGAGUUGUUAGCAACCCCACGCUGAUUAGCGGCACAAUACCAGCUGUCACGGCAUCUCCUGCCUCUGCUAAAAUGGGUGGUGUGCCUAUUACUACGCCGCCUGAGACGCCUCGCACUAGCUCUUCUGGCUCAAAGCGAGAGGCUAGCGAGAGUGAAAAGGAGGAAAGCAAGCCCAAGAAAAGACGAAUUGCGCCAACUGUUGUUAAUACGAAUUCCAUUUAAGGUUGUAGCAAUAUGUUUUUUUGUAAAAGAUUGGCAGACGAUUAGGUUUGUUCGUUGGUAACGGAAGGGAUUUAUUACUUAUAACUUUAUGAAUACAGGGCUGGCGUUCAACAUUGUAUAUAUACAUUGGGCUAGGUAAUUAGCUAGCAAUUUGAAAAACAGAAAGAAGGAUUUAUCUAAAAUG